GUUUGUCAUUUGAUCUAUCAGGAAAUCGAAGACGACCUAGCAGAACGCCACAUCGGAUGGCGUGCUGAUACCUGUUUCUUAUCAGCGAAUGGAACGCAGGAUAACUGUCGCACCGAACAAAAUGUUAUCUUUACUUGGACACGCCUUGUACCAUCCCACGCUGGAUCAUCAGACCUCCCCCAACCUCUGCAUUCAUUCUCUCACCAAUGUCCUGUUUCACGUAUUGUGUUGAGUACGAAAGAGAGGGAUUCUUGGAAGAGCGCCGUCUUAAGGGACGCGUAUACUACCGGAAUCGAAAGUUUAGACACGAGGCGCGAUGCAACCCUCAGGAGAUGAACGCUUUAAAGAGAAGAUGAGAAAGCGUGCUGGAGAGAAGCACACUGAAGAGCUGAGAAGGCGUUUAGAAGAGAAGUUGAGAAGGCGUGUUGAAGAACAGAAGGGGAGACGCGCUGAAGAAGAAAACGCUCGAAGGCGGCAGCAGACAUCUGAAGAGACGCAUAAAAGAGCUGAAGGGAAGAAGCAGGAGAAGGAGAAGGAGCGAGACCAGGGCUCCCAGGUGAUUGAGAAGCGAUACAAGGCGAACGAUGAAGAAUGGUCCAAGUUGAAGGGCCAGACAAAAGGAAGCUUGUGCUUCAGCGACAUUCCUUGGCCCACGGUAUUCGAAGCCACUCAUCCAGCAGCCGUCACACCCCUGGCCGUGCGAUCCCUCUUCACAAAUCCCAAGCACGUCGCGGAAAAGCAUUGGCUAUCGCCCAAAAAAGCGGUUUCAUAUGGAGCUCUUGAGGUGGCACACUGACAAGUUCAGCCAAGUGGUGAAAUGCGUGGCAGAGGGGGAUCUCCGAGAUGUGCACAACGCUGCAGAGGUGGUAAUCAGGGUGUUGAAUGAACUGACGGCGAGUCAGUAGUGGGUAUAGCUGUAGAUCGUUUCUUGUCCAUUGUUCUCGGUAGAUCUUAGUACUUGGAAAUAACAUCACUUAUGGUGCUA
Guyanagaster necrorhizus is the source of this 985-nucleotide messenger RNA. RefSeq lists its product as uncharacterized. NCBI's taxonomy places the organism in Eukaryota, Fungi, Basidiomycota, Agaricomycetes, Agaricales, Physalacriaceae. The transcript has a single exon. The record is from RefSeq and is a predicted model, not a curated record. The coding region runs from base 317 to 796 and encodes 159 amino acids.